Messenger RNA from Fusarium subglutinans, 1707 nucleotides. RefSeq names its product 4-coumarate ligase. The transcript has 3 exons. Gene Ontology annotation, biological process: secondary metabolic process. NCBI's taxonomy places the organism in Eukaryota, Fungi, Ascomycota, Sordariomycetes, Hypocreales, Nectriaceae. The record is from RefSeq and is a predicted model, not a curated record. Gene Ontology annotation, molecular function: CoA-ligase activity. Bases 1 to 1707 code for a protein of 568 amino acids.
AUGCCAAUCGAAUCGCGAUUUUCGGUGUCGGUUCCUAAUUGCUCGAUUCAACAAUGGAUAUUUGGCUCGCCUUCAAGGCCAUUACCGGAUCAGAAGGCUUUCAUCGAUGCUGAUAACCCCGAGCAACGUUAUUUCACUUACAACCAAGCUCGAUUGUUUGCGAAGCGUAUCGCCGUCGGUCUUAUCAACAAUGGCCUUAAGCCUGGUGAUCGUGUUCUCCUCUUCGCUAGUAACAGCUUAUUCUUCCCGACUAUUGUGAUGGGCAUUUGGAUGGCCGGGGGCAUAUUCACGGGAGCUAACCCUGGAUAUGUCACUCGAGAGUUGGUCCAUCAACUUCAAGAUAGCAAGGCGUCAUUCGUCGUUGCCGCGGAGAGUGGCAUGGAAGUGGCAUUGGCUGCUGCCUUACAGGUUGGUAUGAAAGCUUCACAAGUCUUUUUGUUGGAUUCGACAUGGCCAGAUUCACCUGUUGAGACACAACCUAGAGAAGGCAGUCGACACUGGACAGAGCUCAUUGCAUCCAGGCCAGAGGGCGAGAGGUUCCAGUGGACGGAGCCAAAUGAUUCUAAUGACUCUAUCUGCUCUCUCAACUACAGCUCAGGCACUACUGGGAUACCGAAAGGUGUCGAGAUCUCACAUUACAAUCAUGUUGCGAAUAGCUGCGGUGUGACUCUUUUCCAUAAACUCCAUCCCGACUACGAAGCUCGCCGUCAACGUGCUGCUGCCUUGUGUUUCCUCCCCAUGUAUCACGCCUUUAGUCAAGGCUACUUCAUCACCAGCUUCCCUUGCGAGCGCGUUCCUGUAUAUAUCAUGCCUUCUUUUGACUUUCCUAAGAUGCUCGCACACAUUCAAAACUUCCGCAUCACGAAGCUUCUCGCCGUCCCCCCUAUUCUUGUCCUUAUGUCGAAACACCCACUUGCACGCCGUGCCGACCUGAGUAGCAUCGACAUGAUUGCAUCCGGUGCUGCCCCAUUAGCGAAGGAUACACAACGCGAGAUAGCUGGGAUGAUACCUAGGGGCGAGAAAGUAGUACGGCAAGGUUGGGGGAUGACUGAAGCAACCUGCACCGCAUUGUCGUGGGACCCUAACAAAGCUCCCAGCUCUGCGGCUGGUGAGCUGACGCCAGAUUCCAAGGCCAGGUUGAUUCAUAUCGAAACUGGAGAGGAAAUUACGACUGCCAACACACCAGGAGAACUCUGGAUCACGGGUCCUACGGUGAUGCGUGGCUACUGGAGAAACCCAGGUGCAACCCAAGGCGCAUUUGUUACUGACGCUGAGGGCACUCGAUGGCUCCGCACCGGGGACGUUGCAUAUGUGGAGGAAUACGCAAAAGGAUCACUCUUUCAUAUCGUGGAUCGCGUCAAGGAGCUGAUCAAGGUUAAAGGCAUGCAAGUUGCUCCAGCUGAACUCGAGUCUCUCCUACUUGAACGACAAGAUGUUGCAGACGCUGCGGUUGUUGGGGUCAUGGUCAACGGCGAGGAGCUCCCACGAGCCUAUGUCGUCAAAUCAACAAACGCAAAAGACACAUCUGAACAAGACAUCGCAGACUGGCUGGCUAGUCGUGUUGUCAAAUACAAACAACUCAAGGGGGGAGUGGUCUUCGUCGACGCUAUCCCCAAAGUUCCUUCGGGCAAGAUCUUGCGUAAAGCUCUUCGUGAGCGAGCAAAACGCGAAGUUAGCGACGGCCUUGAGGUGCGCGCCAAGCUGUAG